Molecule: messenger RNA, 2418 nt
Organism: Nicotiana tabacum (common tobacco)
Lineage: Eukaryota; Viridiplantae; Streptophyta; Magnoliopsida; Solanales; Solanaceae
Product: putative amino-acid acetyltransferase NAGS1, chloroplastic
Biological process (GO): L-arginine biosynthetic process
Cellular component (GO): cytoplasm
Molecular function (GO): L-glutamate N-acetyltransferase activity, acting on acetyl-CoA as donor
Source: RefSeq, a predicted model, not a curated record
AAUAAGGAAAAAAUUACCUAUUUUUCAAAAAAUAUUUUUUAUGGAAAUAUUUCACUCAUAUCAAUAUAUAUAGAGCGGAGCUAGAAGGCGAGAUAUGGGUACAGCUUAGUAAUUAUAAUCCAAACUUUAUAUUUAUAAAUUUAUUAAAUAUGUUCGAAAAUUAUAUUUGUAAUCCGAUUUUAGACUUCUAAUAUGUAUAGUGUAUAAAAUUAGAUGAUUUUUGCAGCACCGUUUAGUUCCCUCUAAUUAAGAAGAAGACCGGUCGGACUGGACAGACCCGGUCGACGGUUAACCAGUUGCCGGUUCAUGUCCGUUCCCGACUUUCCACAACAUUUCUCCUUCAAUUCUCCAUCCAUUCAGUAGCCGCAAAAUAUCAGCAGCAGUAUUACUUAUCGGAGGGGCAUUUUCAUUUUCUUGCUAAAACCACAAAAUUCCCAAUGUCAGCUUCAAGCCCUUGUUCUCCAGUUUCAAUAAAACAAUGCCACCAACCAAUUUUGAUACCUCGAAUUCGUAAUAAUUUCCAAUCGAGACGAAAGCUGUUAUCAUUUGGAGUUAAUUUGUCAAAGAGAUUUUCAAUAAGGUGCAACGUUUUUGGUGAAACGGAGAGUGCCGGUUUAUUUGACGUGAGUAAUGCGAUUAAGGAUGAUAUAUUCGUGGGGUUUUUUCGAGAAGCUUGGCCUUAUUUUCUUGCGCACAGGGGCAGCACUUUUGUUGUUCUAAUCUCAGCUGAAAUUGUUGAUAGCAGCCCUCAUUUGGAUCCUCUUCUCAUGGAUAUUUCUCUACUUCAUGGAUUGGGAAUCAAGUUUGUUCUUGUACCUGGAACUCAUGUCCAGAUUGAUAGCUUUCUGGCUGAAAGGGGAAGUGAGCCCAAGUAUGUAGGCCGCUACAGAGUUACAGACCCUGAUUCACUGAUGGCUGCAAUGGAUGCAGCUGGGAGAAUUCGUCUUAUGAUAGAGGCAAAAUUGUCUCCUGGGCCGUCAUUGACUGGUGUCCGCCGACAUGGAGAAAAUAGUCGCUGGCAUGAUGGUGUUAGUGUUGCCAGUGGUAAUUUUCUAGCAGCAAAGAAGAGAGGAGUUGUAGAAGGAAUCGAUUAUGCAGCAACGGGUGAAGUAAAGAAGAUAGAUGUUUCUCGAAUUCGUGAGAGGCUUGAUCAGGAUAGCAUCGUGCUAUUGAGCAAUCUUGGUUAUUCCAGCUCUGGAGAAGUUUUGAACUGCAACACAUAUGAAGUUGCUACAGCUUGUGCAUUGGCUCUAGGAGCAGAAAAACUGAUUUGUAUUAUAGAUGGUCCGAUUCUGGAUGAGUCUGGCCGUCUUAUUCGUUUCUUAACUCUUCAAGAUGCUGACAUGCUGGUUCGCAAACGAGCAGAGCAAAGUGAGACAGCAGCUAAUUAUGUAAAAGCUGUCAGUCAAGAGGACUUCAAUUGUUUAGGUCACAAUGGUUCCAAUGGAUCAAUCUCCUACAAUAUGAAUGGUUUUAGCCAACAAUACAGUGUCACAUUUCAGAACGGUGUUGGUUUUGACAAUGGGAAUGGGCUUUGGUCUAGUGAACAGGGUUUUGCCAUUGGAGGACAAGAGAGGCUAAGCCGAUUAAAUGGUUAUCUUUCAGAGUUAGCUGCAGCUGCUUUUGUGUGCAGGGGAGGUGUUCAAAGAGUUCACCUGCUGGAUGGUACUAUUGGUGGAGUUUUACUAAAGGAAUUGUUCCAAAGAGAUGGAGUUGGGACAAUGGUAGCUAGUGAUCUUUAUGAAGGAACACGAAUGGCUAGGUCGUCAGAUAUUCCCGGGAUCAAACAAUUAUUACAACCUCUAGAAGACUCUGGAACAUUGAUCAGAAGGAGUGAAGAAGAGCUGGUGGAGUCGUUGCGCUCAUUCAUUGUUGUGGAGAGAGAAGGCCAUGUUAUAGCUUGUGCUGCUCUCUUUCCUCACUUUGAAGAAAAAUGUGGAGAGGUUGCUGCUAUUGCCGUUUCUCCUGAUUGUCGUGGCCAAGGACAGGGAGACAAGUUACUUGAUUACAUUGAGAAGAAGGCAUCUGCCCUUGGAUUGCAAAUGUUGUUUCUCCUUACAACUCGCACAGCUGAUUGGUUUGUGAGGCGUGGCUUUUCUGAAUGUUCCAUCGACCAUAUACCAGCGCAAAGAAGGAAAAAGAUCAAUCUUUCUCGUAGGUCAAAGUAUUACAUGAAGAAGCUGCUACCUGAUAGGAGUGGUAUACGUUUUGAUAGCCCUUUUUCAUAAGAACAUAAGAGGUUUCUGAUUGUAUAUGUAGUGCCGCUGCAAUAAUCUGGAUUUAAUGGUCGAUCCUUGUUAUUCUGUGACAGUUUAAGUUUAAGAAUCAUAGCAAAGAAGUGUAAAAUAGUGCCUGUAAAAUAAUUAUAAAGAUAAAAUUUUACUUUCCCAGGUAUGUAACAUUAUCUGCUUUAUAAUU